Fraxinus pennsylvanica is the source of this 468-nucleotide messenger RNA. The record is from the annotation of a GenBank genome assembly. NCBI's taxonomy places the organism in Eukaryota, Viridiplantae, Streptophyta, Magnoliopsida, Lamiales, Oleaceae.
AUGGCGAAGACAUCGGAUGAAGGCUCCAAGAAGCCGUUUAGUGCUGAACUCGUUAAAGAAAUUUACUAUACGGAGUUAACUGUUAAAGGUGGAAGAAAGCCAGUGCCAUUGCAGAGGGUGAUGAUAUUGGAAGUCAGUCAGUACCUAGAGAAUUACCUUUUGCCAAACUUUGAUCAGGAGACUGCUACAUUUGAGCAUGUAAUGUCGAUGAUACUUAUGAUCAAUGAGAAGUUUCGAGAGAAUGUGGCUGCUUGGAUUUGUUUCUAUGAUAGGAAGGAUAUGUUUAAGGCAUUUCUCGAGAAGGUUCUUUGCCUAAGAGAGUAUUUGAUUUCUGUUUUAUCUUUACAAGCCUGUUACACAGAGACAACCAAUUAUCUACUUUUCAGGAUCAAUGCUUUUCAGCUUCACAGAUUAGCUAGUGUAUCUGAAAUUCUUUCGACAAUAGAAACAGAAGAGAUGCAACACUGA